Messenger RNA from Meyerozyma guilliermondii ATCC 6260, 210 nucleotides. RefSeq names its product TFIIH complex subunit. Gene Ontology annotation, biological process: nucleotide-excision repair; transcription initiation at RNA polymerase II promoter; transcription by RNA polymerase II. NCBI's taxonomy places the organism in Eukaryota, Fungi, Ascomycota, Pichiomycetes, Serinales, Debaryomycetaceae. Bases 1 to 210 code for a protein of 69 amino acids. The transcript has a single exon. Gene Ontology annotation, cellular component: transcription factor TFIIH core complex; transcription factor TFIIH holo complex. The record is from RefSeq and is a predicted model, not a curated record.
AUGCCCAGAGCAGUGGCGGGUACGUUGGUCCAGUGUGAUCCUUCCAUCAAAGCACUCAUCUUGCAAAUUGACUUAUCGAGACCAGGUAUCUUGGUAGAAGAGUUAAGUGAUACGCAUUUGCUCAUCAAUAGCAGCGAUAUUCAAUAUGUCAAGAACGAGUUGAACAGACUACUUUCCAAAAAUAUCUACAAUCCAUUUGAUGAUGCAUGA